UAUCACUUUUACUGUGUAUUGCCAACCCUGUUUUAAGCUAAACAAUAAUACAUAUAUAAACACCUAGAAGUAUUUGCGAAUUUCAUGCAUAUAAAUGGCGCUAGCAAAUGUACUUUUGCUUAGUCAAAUAGCUGGACACGUUCUUCUAUUCAUAUUAUCCUUAUGCAUUGUACUGCCGCUAUCAAUUAACCUCGAUCAGUUUUGUGGACACUGCUUGCUCUUUACAACAGGCAAAUGGCGAGAAGAGGACGGCAUGUUCGAUGUACAUUGGGCAUCCAAUGGAUACUGCAAUUUUCCUCUAAUUACUGGAAUCUUUCUCCUGAUCAUCUCAGUUGUACAAAUCUACCGAUAUGUUCGAAUGAAGGAGGAGGAAUCUUUUAUUGCACUUUUUAUUGAUGUUGUGCUCGGCAUUUGGAUGCUGGCUAUGUCCAUCUUGUCUGCAAUUUUCAUUACAUUGGGCUUCAUUGUCUGGUGCGAUGGAAUGACCGAACGUUUUCCAUCGUGCGAAACUUCGGCUGGACAAAACAUUAUUAGAGGCGACACUGAAAAAAUUAAUACAUCAGGAUUUUAUAUUGAAAUGGGCACUACUCAGUUUGGCGCCUGGGGAGCAUUUGCUAUUUCAGUGGGUAUUGGAGUCAUCGCGUUGCUAAAACUUAUACACAAUCAUCAAGUUCGAAACAUAAAGGUGUCCAUGUAUCUAGAACGACAACGCUUGGUUAAUCAGCAGAAUUUCGAUGGGCGUUCAACGCCCCCGCUCCAUUCGGGCACCUCAUCUGACACCGAACACAAUAAAUAGUUGGUAAUUUCGUCAAGUCAGCAAUUUGUUAUUCUUUAUGUUUUUCUCAUGAUAUGUACGAUAAUUAUA
Molecule: messenger RNA, 865 nt
Organism: Drosophila hydei
Lineage: Eukaryota; Metazoa; Arthropoda; Insecta; Diptera; Drosophilidae
Product: transmembrane protein 179
Exons: 4
Coding region: 95-796 (233 amino acids)
Source: RefSeq, a predicted model, not a curated record